This is a messenger RNA of Coregonus clupeaformis (lake whitefish), 9826 nucleotides long. RefSeq names its product janus kinase and microtubule-interacting protein 1. Gene Ontology annotation, molecular function: kinase binding; microtubule binding; GABA receptor binding. The coding region runs from base 848 to 3391 and encodes 847 amino acids. Lineage: Eukaryota; Metazoa; Chordata; Actinopteri; Salmoniformes; Salmonidae. The transcript is spliced from 40 exons. The record is from RefSeq and is a predicted model, not a curated record.
AUUUAUGUCCCAUAGCCUACACGCAUCGAUAAGAACUAUACAUCAUACGUUCAUUUACGCUUAACAUUUAAAUGUGAAUGCGUUAGUCACACCAUGCCAUUAGAAUUACAUUGUAAAGAAAUGUCGAGAGUUUCUCCCUAUGUAAACGUUCCAAGUUUGCAUAGCUCCGUGCUCGAUUGCUCUUCCUGGCUACAUCAUCAUGUGAUUGUCUCCUUGUUUGUAGGGAAUUUCCAAUGUCAGAGCCUUGAGCUGACGCUGAGCUCGGCGGCCACGACAUUGCACCUGGCGCUGGGCUCGCAGGUGAUUCCGGGAACGGGACAACACCUCCACCUGUCGCCUUCAUCAAUGGGCCACCUUGUCCGUUCAGAAUGUGGACAGUCAGCAGAGAAUUGUAUGUGUCCUACCUGGGCGAGUUGACCUCAGAGGCAGGGAUUGAACUGCAGUCAGAUGAACCUCCACAGUCCCCUUCUGCUGGAGAAUGACAUGUCAUCCCUCCAUACCAGUGUGGCGCUCCCCUGUCUCCCCUCCCUCCCAGGGGCCUGAGGCUGCCCCUGCCCCCCUGUCUGCUACUGGAGGAAGACCAGGAACCACUGGAGUCUCAUACACUGACAGAGCCAAAGAAACGUAAAGGGUGGGUGGCCGAAGGAAAAGAAGAGGAAACCUCAGAGAUAGUUAACAGCACCCAGAGCUCCAACAACAGGGACAGACGAAUAUCCAGCCAGUGAUGUAGAUGAGGAUGAUGAAGUUACAUAUGGAAGGCUGUGUGGGGUUGAAGAGCAACGCCUGAUUCUCCUGCACUUCCUCAUCCACUCUGAGCCGUGCCCUCUAAUUGGGCGGCCGGAGCACGAUGUCAUCGACCACACCCACCUCAGCCCCGCCUUCCAAGAAGACGCGUGGGAAGGAGAGGACGGAGGGCAUGGGUGACUCGCCGCAGACAGCCAAUGAGGAGCUGAGGAGCAAGCUGAUGGAUAUCCAGAUAGAACUGCAGCAGGAGAAGGGCAAGGUCUCUAAGCUGAGAGAGCGUCUCCAGGAGCAGAGGCAGGCCAGGGAACUGGAACAACACAAACACACGGUGGUCCUCACCGACCUCCGCGCCAAACUGCACGAGGAGAAGCUCCGCGAGCUGGCCACCGCUCGCGAGGUGUUGGCACGGCAACACGAGUUGGAGCUAUCGCGUACCAUUAAGAUCCGCGACGGGGAGGUGCAGCGGCUCCAGGGGCUGGUCCACGCUCUGAGGGACGGGGCGGCUGACAAACUGAAGAGCGCCCUGCUAGGAGAGGCCCGGGAGGAGGCCAGGAGGGCCUUCGAUGGGGAGAGACUCAAACUGCAGCAGGAGGCCCUGAAGCAGGAGACUGCACGGAAGCAGGUUGAGGAGGCCCUGGCUAACGCACUGCAGGCAGACAAGGCCAAAGCAGCCGACCUCCGAACAGCCUACCAGCAGCACCAGGAUGAGAUCAACCGCAUCAAGAGAGACUGUGAGCGAGACAUCCGAAGGGUGAUGGAUGAGUUGAAGGGGAAGGACCGUGUGGUUUCUGCGUUGGAGAGGGAGCUGGGGGUGCAGGCAGGUUACGCCCAGAAGCUCCAGCUGCAAAAGGAGGCUCUGGACGAGCAGCUGGGCCAAGUCAGGGAGGCAGAGAGGCACCAUGGCAGCCCCAAGAGAGAGGUGGUCCCUACCCUGGGGGAUACCCAGGACUAUAUCAACAACCAGGAGGUGGAAGAUCUUCGGGAUGCAAGGAGGUUCCAGCUGAAGAUAGCUGAGCUCCACUCUGUUACCAGGAAGCUGGAGGACAGGAACACGCUGCUGGCUGAUGAGAGGAACGAACUGUUGAAGCGGGUGCGUGAGGCAGAGAGUCAGAUGAAGCCCCUGUUAGAUAAGUAUAAGAGGAUGUCGAAGAAGAACGAUGACCUCCUGCAGACUCUGCAGCGCAUGGAGGAGAAACUCAAGAACCUCAGCAGAGAGAACGCAGAGAUGAAGGAGAAGGUGCACUCUCGUUCCCAGCAGCCCCAGCCCCAGCAGCUGAAGAGGCCUACCUCUCUGACAGACCUAAGCCAUGCCCACGAGGAACAGGAAGUAGAGUUCCUCAAGCUACAGGUUGCCGAGCAACGAGGCAUCAUCGACGAACUCACGCAGGAACGUGACAGACUGAUGCUCUGCAAAAAUAACCGAAGAAGAACCCUCAAGCUACCACCUAAGAGGCAUGUUGUGGAGACGUAUUUUGGAUUUGAUGAGGAGUCUGUGGACUCUGAGACGUCCUCUCUGACCUCUUACGUCACCGACCUCACAGACCGCACCCCCGCUACGCCCGAGGAGGACCUGGAGGACGGUGUAUCUCGUGAAGAGGCAGAGCUGAGGUUCAGACAGCUGACCAGAGAGUACCAGGCUCUCCAGCGGGCCUACGCCCUCCUACAGGAACAGGCUGGGGGGUCGCACGACGCUGAGAGAGAAGCCAGGAACCGUGAGCAGUUGCAGGCGGAUCUGAUUGGCUGCCAGGCGAAGAUCGCCGACCUGGAGAAGGCAUUGGCCGAGAGGGGGCAGGAUUCUAAGUGGGUGGAGGAGAAGCAGUACCUCAUCAGGGCCAAUCAGGAACUCCACGACAAGAUGUGUGUGUUACAGCAGGCUGGGUCGAAGCUACAGGCGGAGGUGCAGGAUGCGAGGGACCAGAAUGAGCUGCUGGAGUUCAGAGUCCUAGAGCUGGAAGAGAGGGAACGAAGGUCUCCAGCCAUGGGCUUCCACAUGACUACCUUCCCAGAGAACACCAACAGUGCUCUGCAGAUAUACUGCCACCAGGAGGGCAUUAAGGACGUGGUUAUUCCAGAUCUGAUGAAGAAGCUGGAUAUCUUGGGAGAUAAUGGAAACCUGCGUAAUGAGGAGCAGGUUGUUGUCAUCCAGGCGGGGACGGUUCUCUCAAUGUGUGAGAAGUGGUUAAAGCAGAUAGACAGCACAGAGGCAGCCCUGACCCAGAAGAUGAUUGACCUGGAGAAUGAGAAGGACCUGUUCAGUAAGCAGAAGGGCUUCCUGGAGGAGGAGCUGGACUACAGGAAGCAGGCCCUGGAUCAGGCCUACAUGAGGAUCGCGGAGCUGGAGGCUACGCUGUAUAACGCUCUGCAGCAGGAGCCCGGUGGGCGCGCGGUGGCAGAGUCUCUGUCGGACAGGCAGAGGGAGGAGCUGGGGCUAGCCGUGGACAAACUGCGGAGGCAGAUACUCAGGCAGAGCCGCCAGUAUGACAGUCAGAUCUUACAGGAGCGCAUGGAGCUGCUACAGCAGGCCCAGCAGAGAAUAAGACAGUUGGAAGACAUGAUUGAGAUGCAAAAGAGACAAGUAAAGGAAAUAGAAGAAAAGUUUUUGUUCCUCUUUUUGUUUUUCUCUCUAGCUUUUAUUCUUUGGCCUUAAUGACACUGACUGACAACAGGUGCUAAGGCACUCAGGUGGAGAGUGAGGAAGAGAAACACAACAUAUUUGUUUUUUCAUGCAUUUUUAGAUGGUUCACAGACCUUAUAUGGCCUUUUUGAUAAACAUGCACUUUUGUGGAAGACCCUUACCUGGAAUGCAAAACAAAACCAUGACUUUGAAAAGUGAACAAAUAUCAGAGACAUGUAAAGAGGUAUAUCAGUGUUUUUUAUAAAGGUAGUCUCCCAUACCAUUUCUGGAAGUGGAACAUUAAUGUGGAAGCCAAACUCUAAUGUGAGUCCUAAAAAGCAUGAUCAUUGUGCCUGGAACACCUGAAGCAGGUCAAUGAAGAAACUGAGAAACUGAGAUGGAGACAGUGCCUCAGAUGGAUUUAGAGCCAGACAACAAAAGAGUGCAAUCGGAGAGGAGGAGAAGGAGGAUAAAUAAUUGAUUGAAGAAAGCUGGAGGAUGUCCUAACACAGACUAGCCAAGUCCUGGGCACUGGACAUUCCCAGAAAGCUCAGUGCAGGAGGGUCUCCAUGGAAACGGCUGUCAUGGCCAAGUUCAACGAGCAAGAAGUGAAAGCUCUUUUCUCCGGAGUUGGGGGACACCAGAGGACUACUGGGACAGAAUGAGUCACCGGUCUGUGGAACACAACAACAAAUCCUCAGUAGGAUCAGAGAGUUGGUGUCAGAGCAGAGCCUGCUACAGAAGGUGGAGGACCUCACAGCCAACUCAGUCCUCCACUCUCCCAGCAUGCAGCAGCGCCAGAGGCUGGACGAGCGGCUCCAUGCGCUCCAUGUCCCAGGAGCGUAGGAAUCGUGUGUGGAGGGAGAGGCUACAGGUCUGACAGGCCCAGCUCAGGGCUAAAGAAGAGGAGAUGGGUCGCCAGUCUUAGUACAUUGAGCACUUUAAGAGCCAGCUGCAGCUCAAGCUAGGCCUGGACAGAGACAAGGAGCAGGCCUGGCCAGAGUCCACCAGCUGGAGAGACAGGUUCUGGAGAUGUCUGGAUCUGCAGCCACUCUCAACGCAACUAGCGUCAACUCCGUUACUGCAGCAAAUGUCAACCCCGUCACGGUACCAACCUCAGGCCAACGGAGGACAGAGACAGAGUCCGAGAGACUGGCCCACCCAAGGGAGGAAGGAGGGGAGGAGGACGGGGAGGGUGAGGAGGAAAAUACACAGUGGAGACACUACGGACAGCAUUUCCAGCAGAAGUAGGGAGGGAAUGAAAGAGAGGAGGAGGGGGAGAGUGCGGGGGGUGAGGCCACACUGAGACGUUUCAUCCUCAGCCUCCAGGAGGACCUCAGGGGGCUGGCGGAGGGGGCUGAUAGAACAGCUGCAGGAAGCGCAGGAGAACGGCCACUUCCUGUCGUGUAAGGUGGAGUAGAUGAGGACGGUGGUCGACAGGUUCAAACUGACUGAGAGCUCCCUGACGGAGGAGGUGGAGGAGCUGCAGGAGGAGAACCAGACACAGAGUAAGAGGCUCAGCCACACCCUGAGACAGAUCAACCACAGCCCGGGCUCUACUGACCCAAGCCCCAUCCCUGUCUCUACCGCCAGAACUAGCUCUGGUGCCAGCCCAGCAGACUCCAGCCCCAGCCUGGCUACCGCCCUGCCAACACCCCUGCCUUGGCUCAACCAGUCCCCUGCCCUGUGGACAACACUGACCCGGUGAGUGAUGAAAGCUCACCGCAACUCCAACCCAGAAUGAUACUAUCCUAGCAUUACCCAAUGAUUACCUAUCCCUGUAUGGCUUAGCCCAGGAUGACCUAGCCCUAGCCUUGAACCAGGAGAACUGGGCACUGAGGGGGAUAGUGAGGACGGGGAUAGUGAGAGGAAGCUGGUCCAGGAGGGAUAUAGUGAGAGGAAGCUGGUCCAUCUCAGGCUGCAGGUUUCCAUGCUUGAGAGCGAGAGUACCAGGCUGGAGCAGGAGAACCAGGAGCAGGGAGGUCUCAUCACCGAGCUGACCAGGAAGACCGAGGAUGACCUCAACACUAUCAUGGAGCCGCAGUAGAGACUGACUGAGAGCGGUCAGCUAGGCCUACAACAGGGUGACCAUGGUUUGACCUCUGAGUCAGAGUGCGGUCAAAAGGGUGAGCAUGCGGUUGGGUCAGUGUACGCACAACAGGGUCAACCCCCGGUAGGGUUCGUGACCAGUCUACAAGGUGAUCACAUGCCAGAGUCAAUGAAUAGUGGUGAACUACAGAGUGACCACACGACCGCGUCAGUUAGGGGUCAAAAGGAUGACCAUUUGACCACAGAGUUAGUGUGCAAGCUUAGAGAGGAGAGAGAUCAGUUAAUUGGGUCUCUCAGUGAUCUCAAAGAGGAAAGAGAACAGUUUGCCCUCUCACUCAACAGUCAGACAGAGGAGAAACACCAGCUAACACAGCUCCAUGUGGGUUCUGAAAGAAGAACGUGACCAGGUCAAUCAGGAACUCUGUGGUUUAAAAGAAGAGAAAGAACAGCUAGACAAGGUUCCUCUGUGGUCUGAAAGAUGAAAGAGACAAGGUGGUGUGGUCAAUGUGUUGUUUAAAAGAGGAGAGAGACCAGCUAGUUCAGUCAAUGUCUGGUUUCCAGGAGGAGAGAGACAAGCUAGUUCAGUCAAUGUCUGGUUUCCAGGAGGAGAGAGAGACAAGCUAGUUCAGUCAAUGUCUGGUUUCCAGGAGGAGAGAGACAAACUAGUUCAGUCAAUGUCUGGUUUCCAGGAGGAGAGAGACAAGCUAGUUCAGUCAAUGUCUGGUUUCCAGGAGGAGAGAGACAAGCUAGUUCAGUAAAUGUCUGGUUUCCAGGUGGAGAGAGAGACAAGCUAGUUCAGUCAAUGUCUGGUUUCCAGGAGGAGAGAGACAAGCUAGUUCAGUCAAUGUCUGGUUUCCAGGAGGAGAGAGACAAGCUAGUUCAGUAAAUGUCUGGUUUCCAGGAGGAGAGAGACAAGCUAGUUCAGUCAAUGUCUGGUUUCCAGGAGGAGAGAGACAAGCUCUCGCAGUCUCUCUGCAGUCAAAAAGAUGAGAGACCAAGUAAACAAGUCACUCCACGAUCUCGAAAAAGAGAGAGACAAGUUGAUGCAAUCAAUGUGUGGUUUAAAGGCACAGAGAGACCAGCUAACACACACACACUCAGCCAUCUAGAGCAGGAAAGAGACAAACUGUCAUCUCUCUGCUUUCAAACAGAAGACAGAGACCAGGUCGACCAGUUUAAAAAAAGAUCGAGAGCAGUUGGUUCAGUUAAAUGGAUGUUCUGAGCAAACAGAGAGAGCAGCUCACAGCGGAGAGAGACCAGAUGGACGUCGCUGCUUUACGGAAUCAGCUGCUGUUACAGGGGCAGAGUCACAACCCGCAGUACUCUGAGACCACGUUGGCAUGGCAACACACAUAGAGGGCAUGGCUACAGAGAGAAGGGUCGCUGCGCCAAAUACAAGACCAUCCGUCUGGGGCAGUCUGCACAGGAACACUUGGAAGAUGUGACAGAGGUGGAGCAGAGUGAACUGAUGGAGGAGAUCAAGUCGUUGGGGGCAGAACACAAGGUCACAAGAGGAACUGGAGAAGGCCCAAUCAGAGGUGGGAGAGGUGAAGAGCAGACUAGCGGGUCUGGAGAGAGAGAAGACUGAUGCCAUCUUACUCAGGACCCAGAUAGAAGAGAACUUCAACUUGCUUCAGGCUGAACUUAAAGCCAAGUGUUGAUCUAAAGGAGCUGAGUUCAGAGUACAUUUCCCUGAAGAGAGACCAGGGCAGCAGAGAGGAGUGGGGCGACACACUCACCUCACUGAGGGUGCGCUAUGAUGACAUCAGAUCUAAGUACAAUGUUCUUCUGAGAAAGAAGAGCCAGAUGGAUCUGGACAUAGCUCCUCUAAAGACCAAGCUGUCGUUUCUGGUGGUGAAGUGCCAGCAGAGGAACAGUCUACUAGUGCAGAUGAUGUGAGCCCUGCGUCGGUACGGCUGCCUGGACUACACUCUGACCCAGGAGGCUGAGGACCUGCUCACUGACACAGCACUGCAGGACUACACCUUCACACCCGUAUCCACCGCUGCUCUGCAGGAGAACACCCACCUUCUCCCACAGAACUAACAGAGUGCUCCAAUACCUCUCCUGCAGCCUCCACAGCACAUCUCCCCCUUUUUGCAGGUGAAUCAGUCCAAGUUACUGGAGUCCCAGACAGACGUGGGCUAUACCAAGCAGAGGUAAAAGGGGAAUACACCCUGGUUCCUGCCUGCUUCUUAAAGGAGAAUGGGAGACCACUCAUCGUGACUCCCCCCUGUGCCAGUCUGAGUAGGAAGCUUACCAGUCCUGAGAAGAUCAUCAACCUUCACCAGCAGCUGCAGAAGACCAACAGCUACCUGCUUCUCCCUUCCAAGACCAGACCCCAGGUUUACUCCAGUCCCCCUCCAGGUCAGGGGAACUCUCCAGGAUACCCCAACCCAAACCUUGCUGCCCCCAACCGACCCAAGCAUACCCCCAUACAGCUACCCCUUCUACUACAACUACUACUACCAGUGGUGGUGCUACCUCUUCUAAGCAAACCCUAAACAGAGAACCUCCAACUACUAACCCUCCUGUCCACACCAUCACUACCACUACUGCCCUUACCCGUGCUAAACAACCCCUCUCUAAAACUGGUUCUAAUACUGCUGCUACCUCUAAUACUACACCUCCUACCGCUAUGCUAUGGCUCAGACUGUUAAAGCACUAAGUACCACUGCCUCGUUGAACACUGCCCAAACCAAAACUGCCCCUCCAACAAUUACCCCUAAAACUACAGCCCCCACUAAAGCUGCCCCCUCCACCUCUGCUCUGCCCCCCAGUGAGAGGCCACGACUGCCUGAUGAGGACCACUGUGUCAAGAAGCCCGUCUUCAACUGCCAACCUGAACAGGCUAAAUCAACCAAACCCAGAGCUUAGCCGGAACCUCCAGCUGAGGUGGGCUCUGUUGAGGUCAUCAGGAUGGUGGGACAGAGCAGCCUCAUGAUUGGCUGGGAGCCUUUGUGUAUGGAUACAGGAUCUAUGUAGACGGGGAAUUCCACAAGUCUGUAAUGAGCUCUGCAUGCCUCAAGAUUUUCAGCCGCACUGUCCAGAAGCUCAAACGGCAAUGUUUGUGGCCAUCUACAACUGCAGUCCUCUGAGGGACACAGCCCUAACCUCCACCCCAGCAGAGAGCUGGCCCUGAGAGAGGGAGACACUGUCACGCUGCUAGGCAACCCCCGCAACGACGGCUUCUGUGACGCCGAGGUGAAUGGCAGACGAGGUCUGGCUCCUGUUGCCUUUGUAGAGGAAGUUCUUGUUCCAGACAGACAUGUAAGCCCCGCCCCUUCCCAAUUUCCUCCUGAGAGAGGAACAGAUGAUAGGCCACUGUGACUGCCAAUCAGAGAGAAGACAAGAUGAUAGGCCACUGUGACUGCCAAUCAGAGAGAGGACAAGAUGAUGGGCCACUGUGACUGCCAAUCAAAUAAUGCUUCCCCACAGAGAGAUUAUAGUGGCCAACAUUAAUGACAUCAUCAAACGCUGCCUGCCCGUGACACAAACAUUCGUAAGUGCUCACUGCCCAAAGUCAUUUGAAAUGGAAGGCUACAGUAAAGCACUAGCCUAAAUGUGUGUGUGUGUGUGUAUAGCCCAGUUUGACAUUGUGCUUCUAUACACAGAUGCUUUUAGCCUACAUCCUGCUCAUUGAGAUCAUGUCAAAUCACCUCUGUGCUUCAAAAUCCCCACUGUUCUGUGUCUAAUCUCUCGUGGACAGACGCACUUAGCAUAACUGGUAUCCUAGCUUCUGUCAGCAGACUGUGGGAUGCAACGACUAACGAGGAACUUUGUUCAGGUGCACAGAUUUUUCAUCACUGAUUAUUUUGGACAAAUCAUGAUUUCGCAGGUGUUUGCAUCUUUUCAAUUUCGGAAGAGGAGGGGACAUUUGGACCAUAGACUUCCCAUAACUUGCAACGGGAGUGGAGCUACCGGCCUGCUUCCGCUCCUCGUUCUAGUAUUGUUUCUAACACAUCUGCCCGCAGAACUCGAGCAUCUGACACAAUUACGCAAGACUUUAGUUCUGGGUUUCCGAGAUGAUUCUGUAUGUGACAAGUGUCAAAAAAAAAGGUGGGCCUGAAUGAUGUGACAACCUGUCUGUCUGACAACCUCUCUAACAUGGUGGUGAUAUCAAUGUGUUACAUGAGGAUGAAGCAACGUAGUUUUCACAAGGCCAUUUUACUUGAUCUUUAGAUAUCGAGCCAAAUAUAAAAAAAAAGAAGGUCCAUUCCAAAGACUUUGAUAUUUUUGUUCCUCGUUGUUAUAUUUACAAAAAAUGUUUUGGAUCAAAAUCAAAUCAUGAAAUUGAUUGUCUGAGAUGUUCUUCUACUGUAGAAUCGACUCAAUCUAUGAAGUCAUGUCAUUCAGAUGGAUAGAAGUUUAUGACAGAUAUAUUUUGUAGAGAUGAUUAAAUAACCUGAGGUAUGCAAA